AGUACCCAUGGCAUGGCAUGAUAACACAGUAAAGCGUAUUUUUUCCCCCUAAAUAUUGCCUCGACUACGCCACUGACAGCGUCGUUUGGCCGCGGCAGCCACCGGAAACUCCUCUUCGCCAAACGAAUCGUUAUUUUGAUGCGAAGAACCUAAACUUAAAUCUCUAACCCUACCUCUCAUUUCUUCACUCACUAAUUUCCUCAACCAAGUACCUUCACUGAAAAAUUCCUUUCCCUCAUAGACGCAGCCAAAAACCAUGUUGCAGAGGUCGGUUCUUCAAAUUUCAUCUCGCCGAGCUCUUAGAAGAAUCCCUAGGCAGAUUUCAACUCAGAUACCUGCAUUGCUUUCUUCGAGAAAGGAAUUCUCAAGCGCGUCUCAGCAAAAGGUGUCAUCAAAGCCUGGUUCUACAGGUAAGCCGCCUGAGUCUGGGAGUUCGUUGCCAAAAGUUAUUUUUGGCAGUGUUGCGGUUGGUGCUGUUUUCUUUGCAGCUUAUCAAAAUGGCUAUUUAGACCAAAUACUUGGUAAACAGCCGCAUGGUCCGUUGAAGGAAGAUAAGGUUGGUUUUGAGUAUAGAGAUGUGAAGGAUAUACAAAAUUCGGCUGGAAGUGAAGAGCUUAACAAGUUUGAUAACCAACAUCCGGGAGAGCAAUUAGGUUCACUUGAAAGUCAAGAGUCUAGCAAGCUGAGUCCUGAUGCUGAUCAAAAGUCUGAAGGUCUUUCGGAUAUUCCUCAUUUUGAACCAUUAAGUGAAAUACAAGGUGUGGAUCAGUCUCAGGUGCAAGAUAAACCCGACAUAACACCUGUAGAAGGUAUCGGCCCUGUUCAAGAGAAAGAAGUGUCGGAACAUGCUCAACUUCGUGCAGAAUCAAGUGAUCAAAAUGCAGAAUCUGGUAUUUCAUCGAAAGAGAGUCCUGACAUAAAAAGCACAGAGGAAGAUACUAGGAAGACACCAAAUGAAAUCCAUACUGCACCUGUAUCUACUCAGGAUGGGCCAGAGGAUACAUUAGGUAAAGGUUCAGAACCACCGGGUUCUCUCCUUGAGGAAUAUCAUUUAAAGGAUGAAACUGAAGACAUCAUUGCAACUUUAAUAAGUCAGGGACCUAAUGGAUACGAUCAUUUUCCCAAUGAAAAAGAGGAUCUAAUUAAUUCAAUUGGGGAGUUGAAUGAUGGUUACAUAACCAAGGAUGGCAAGUUGGUCCUUGAUUUCUUACAAGCCAUUCAUGCUGCUGAGAAAAGGCAAGCUGAGUUAGAUGCUCGUGUUUUCGUAGAAGAAAAGAGAGCAUUGAAGGAGAAGUAUGAAAAGGAAUUGAAGGAUGCAGCAGCUAGGGAACUCAUGCAAGCAGAGGAGGUGGCAAUGUUGGAUAAGGAUUUAAAGAGGGAAAGGGCAAAAGCAGUUCUUGCUCUUAAUGCACUUGAAGAAAAAUUGGAAGAGAAACUAAAGAUGGAACUUGAACAAAAGGAAAUCGAAGGAGAAUUAAAGUUAAAAAAACUUCAGGAGCUUGCAAAAGCAGAACUUGCUGCGGCAAUCACAAGUGAGAAGGCAGCCCAGAUUGAGAAAAUGGCAGAAGCAAAUCUUCAUAUAAAUGCCUUGUGCAUGGCAUUUUAUGCACGAUCUGAAGAAGCUCGUCAGAGUCACUUUGCUCAUAAGCUUGCCUUGGGAGCAGUGGCACUAGAAGAUGCACUUUCUAAAGGACUGCCAAUUCAGACAGAAAUAGAUGCUUUGCGCUCUUACCUUGAUGGCGGUGAUAAAGACCCAAUUUUAGAUUUGGUCCUAUCAUCCCUUCCCGAAGAAACACAGAAAAAUGGCACAGAUACACUAUUGCAAUUGAAUCACAAGUUUGAUGCCUUGAAAGGGACAUUACGGCACUUCAGCCUGAUCCCACCAGGUGGUGGUGGCAUCCUUGCACAUUCUUUAGCACAUAUUGCAUCCUGGUUAAAGGUUAAGGAAGUUGAUCAGUCAGGUGAUGGGAUUGAGUCUGUCAUCAAUAGAGUUGAGGGCUAUUUAGCAGAAGGAAAACUUGCCGAAGCAGCAGCUGUUCUUGAAGAAGGUGUUAGAGGAACCCAAUCUGCAGAAAUAGUUGGUGAUUGGCUGAGGCAAGUAAGGAACAGGGCUAUUACGGAGCAAGCUUUAACCCUGCUUCAAUCUUAUGCUACGGCCAUUAGCCUUAAGUAAAUCGUGAGUUUUGAAUAUCAACUGAUUCAUUGAUUUUGUAGUUAAAAGUUUGCAAAAAUGGUCUGGUUUUUUCAGACUACAGGAAGAACAAGAUGACCUCUACCCUUGAGGCUUGAGCAACUUUUACUUCACUGCAGUUUUGUAUCUAAUUGCAAUUUCCAUUUACUGACUCUGUCAGAUCA
This is a messenger RNA of Quercus robur (English oak), 2355 nucleotides long. RefSeq names its product MICOS complex subunit MIC60. Gene Ontology annotation, biological process: cristae formation. The record is from RefSeq and is a predicted model, not a curated record. Gene Ontology annotation, cellular component: MICOS complex. Lineage: Eukaryota; Viridiplantae; Streptophyta; Magnoliopsida; Fagales; Fagaceae. The transcript has 12 exons. The coding region runs from base 257 to 2173 and encodes 638 amino acids.